Messenger RNA from Hemicordylus capensis (graceful crag lizard), 5019 nucleotides. RefSeq names its product microtubule affinity regulating kinase 1 (gene MARK1). The transcript has 18 exons. Gene Ontology annotation, cellular component: cytoplasm. Gene Ontology annotation, molecular function: protein serine/threonine kinase activity; ATP binding; tau-protein kinase activity. Gene Ontology annotation, biological process: protein phosphorylation; intracellular signal transduction; microtubule cytoskeleton organization. Bases 869 to 3277 code for a protein of 802 amino acids. The record is from RefSeq and is a predicted model, not a curated record. Lineage: Eukaryota; Metazoa; Chordata; Lepidosauria; Squamata; Cordylidae.
GCUUGAGAGCAGAGGUGUUGCAAAGCGCGCAGGAAUGUCCCUCUCUUCAGUGUCGGAUGGCACGCGGCGCGCUACUCUCCACAUGCGGGUUUCGCCUAAAUUCCUCCCCGCCCUGCUCCCUGUAGGCAUUGUACAACGUGUGAAGCUGCUCUAAGCGCGUGAGGAGGAGGAGCGACAUGAGAAGGGUUGAUGAUUUUGGGUUGUGUACGGCGGGAGGAGGCUGGGUGCCGCCGGUGGCGGCGGCAAUGAAUGAAGACGAGAGUCCCUCCGCAUAGCCUCGCCGAAGCGCCCCUAGUGUUUUCUGCGUCCUCCCGCACUGGAAGUGGCGUUUGCUGCUGGGCUCUUCCUUCAGCAAGCAGAGCCCGAGCCUUGCUUCCUCCUCUCCUUCGGCCUGGCCUGGCCGGGCCGGGCCCAGCUCGAGGAGGAGGAGGAGGAGGAGAACGGGGAGGAGCAGCCGACGCCGCCGGAUGCGGCGAGGAAACAGCUCCGGCACCCCUGCGCAGCGCUGCCGGCCACUCACCUGAGCGCGCAGUGGCGGCAGCACCAGGGGAAAGGAGGAGCCGGCGAGGCAGCAGCUGCUGCUGAUGGUGCUGCUGCUUCUGCCGCCGUCCUGAUCCCGGCCCAGGGGGCGGCGGCGGCGGCGGCUGACACAGAAGCCAUGGCAGGGACGCCGGGAGUCUAAAGGGGGCCGCCUCCGCCUCGCUAGGAGCGCAAGAGGAGACGCCGCACCGCAGAGGCCUGCCAGUCCAGAGCGGGAGAGACAGCAGCAGCAGCAGCUAGACAGGCCGGCCGGCAGCCGCUUGGUCGCUCGGCCCUUGGCCCGGGUUGGCCCUGCGCCGCUGGCUGCGGACUGAGUCGCAGGCGCAAAAUGUCCACCCGCACACCGCUGCCCACAGUCAACGAGCGGGACACCGAGAACCAUACUUCUGUUGAUGGAUACACCGAGCCCCAUGUCCAGCCCCCAAAGUCAAGUAGCAGACAAAACAUACCCCGUUGUAGAAAUUCAAUCACCUCUACCAAUGAAGACCAUCCUCACAUUGGGAAUUACCGCCUACUAAAAACAAUAGGAAAAGGAAAUUUUGCCAAAGUGAAGUUGGCUAGACAUGUUCUUACUGGUAGAGAGGUUGCUGUGAAAAUAAUAGACAAAACUCAGCUGAAUCCUACCAGUCUGCAAAAGUUGUUCCGAGAAGUACGAAUAAUGAAGAUAUUGAAUCAUCCUAAUAUUGUUAAAUUAUUUGAAGUUAUUGAAACAGAGAAAACAUUAUAUUUAAUAAUGGAAUAUGCUAGUGGAGGAGAAGUGUUUGAUUACUUGGUUGCACAUGGAAGAAUGAAAGAGAAAGAGGCUCGUGCAAAAUUUAGACAGAUUGUGUCUGCUGUGCAGUACUGUCAUCAAAAGUGUAUUGUUCAUCGUGAUCUCAAGGCAGAAAACCUUCUUCUUGAUGGAGACAUGAACAUUAAAAUUGCAGAUUUUGGUUUUAGCAAUGAAUUUACUAUUGGCAACAAACUGGACACUUUUUGUGGAAGCCCUCCAUAUGCUGCCCCUGAACUCUUUCAGGGAAAGAAAUAUGAUGGUCCAGAAGUGGAUGUCUGGAGCCUGGGAGUCAUUCUUUACACGCUAGUCAGUGGAUCAUUGCCGUUUGAUGGUCAGAAUUUAAAGGAAUUGAGAGAGCGGGUAUUACGGGGCAAGUACCGGAUACCAUUCUAUAUGUCCACCGACUGUGAAAAUCUACUGAAAAAGCUACUUGUACUGAAUCCAAUCAAGAGAGGGAGCUUGGAACAAAUAAUGAAGGACCGAUGGAUGAACGUUGGUCAUGAAGAGGAAGAAUUAAAGCCAUACACUGAGCCUGAACCAGACUUUAAUGACACCAAAAGAAUAGAUAUAAUGGUAACUAUGGGUUUUGCAAGAGAUGAAAUUCAUGACUCUUUAGUAAACCAAAAAUAUGAUGAAGUAAUGGCUACUUACCUGCUCCUAGGCAGAAAAGCACCUGAGUUUGAGGGGAGCGAAUCCUUGUCCAGUAGCAACCUAAGUCAAAGAUCUCGGCCCAGCAGUGACCUCAACAACAGUUCUAUGCAAUCUCCGGCUCACCUGAAAGUCCAGCGGAGUAUAUCAGCCAAUCAGAAACAACGGCGGUUCAGUGAACAUGGUGGGGAUGGCAUUCAAACAAUUGGCCCAUCAAUUCCUCCUGCUGUUUCAUAUUCAAAAAGAGCUCAGGCCAAUAGUGUGGAGAGUGAACACAAAGAGGAAUGGGACAAAGAUAUGUCACGUAAACUGAGCAGCACCACGGUUGGGUCCAAAGGCGAGAUGACAGCAAGUCCACUAGUGGGUCCUGAACGGAAAAAAUCAACUACUAUUCCAAGUAAUAACGUGUUUUCUGGGACUAGCAUGACGCGAAGAAACACCUACGUCUGUGAACGCUCUACAGAUCGCUAUUCUGCUAUACAGAAUGGGAAAGACAACAGCCUAACGGAAAUGUCUGCAAGCAGUACCUCUUCUGCUGGUUCUGCUGUUGCUUCUGCAGUAUCAGCACGGCCUCGACACCAGAAGUCCAUGUCUGCCUCUGGUCAUCCUAUAAAGGUUACACUGCCAACUAUCAAAGAUGGCACUGAAAGUUAUCGACCAAGCAGUGCGACUCAAAGAGCACCUGCUGCUUCCCCAUCUGCUCACAGUAUUAGCACCACCACUCCAGACCGAACCCGCUUUCCUCGAGGGAGUUCAAGCCGAAGCACUUUCCAUGGUGAGCAGCUACGGGAGCGGCGCAACGCCACUUACAAUGGGCCACCCGCAUCACCAUCGCAUGAAACGGGCACAUUUGCUCAAACUAGAAGGGGUACAUCGACUGGUAUUAUCAGCAAGAUAACCUCCAAAUUUGUCCGCAGGGAUCCAAAUGAAGGCGAAGCCAGUGGCAGAACCGACACCUCAAGGAGUGCUUCUGGGGAACCAAAAGACAGAGAAAAGGAGGAUGGCAAAGAUUCUAAGCCACGGUCCUUGAGGUUCACCUGGAGUAUGAAGACCACAAGUUCCAUGGACCCAAAUGAUAUGAUGAGAGAGAUUCGGAAAGUGUUAGACGCAAACAACUGUGACUAUGAACAAAAGGAGAGGUUCCUGCUCUUCUGUGUUCACGGUGAUGCGCGACAGGAUAGCCUCGUCCAGUGGGAGAUGGAAGUUUGUAAAUUGCCACGCCUGUCGCUCAACGGAGUUCGCUUCAAGCGAAUAUCUGGAACUUCUAUUGCCUUUAAAAACAUUGCAUCCAAAAUAGCCAAUGAGCUUAAGUUGUAAAGAGCAGCAACACUUCUGGGAUCAGGGAAGAUUCAAACAUGACCUAAUCUUACAUUUUGAAUGUACUGGUUAUGCCUAACAUGAUUGGCCUGUGAAGCUCCCCAUGUAGAAAUUGCCCCCAUUGCAAUAAGGUUAUACAUAGUUAUUCUGAAUUGUAAAAUUUAAUUCAGUAUGACCUAUAUUAAAAAAGAAAAACUGUAGCUAAAGAAGUUAUGUUCACAUGUACAGGUAAGUAUAUAGAGCAUUCUGUUCAUUUUAUGUUCAUAGAGUUGUAUAAUAAAAGAGGAUGCUUAAAUACAGAUCUUGUAUAGUUGUCUAGAUAUCAGCACAGAUGUGUUUUUUGCUUUGAGUUGAAAUGUUCUUCCCAGUCAUUAACUUCUUUUUGUGGUUUUUAUAAUUCUUACCUCUCUCAUGCAUUUUUUUAAAAACUGCGUCCAUAGUAGAAAUGCACAUACAAUUGUUUUCACAACUGUAGCAUGAACAAUUUUAGUUAUUUUAAGAAGAAAAAAUCACGUAUAAAAACUGAGUUAGAAAGUUAAAAAUCAGCUUUGAUCGUACACAAGACUCGUCUUGCUUCCUGUUGUUCUUACCCAACUUAUAGAGCAGUGUUUAGUUGUGGGGGUGGGGAAAUGCACACGUUUACAGUGUUGGCACUUACAGUGAGGAAAAGGGUGGUUUGAGUGCAUUUAGCCUCUGGCCGCUUGUAAUGUUGGGGAACAGAAUUCACAUCUUGGUAAUGUUUAUUUGUACACUUCUAAAUCUUGCUCUUGUGACCAAGGUCAGAUGUAGUAAUGGAAGAGAAAUACAGUUCAGAUUCAUUCAUCAUGGUGUGAAAUAUUGUUUGUUGCCUUCGAAACAAUAGAAAUGCCACUUUGUGAAAAUAUAUCUUAGUAUUGAGACUGUUUCAUAGCACAAGGUAAUCUGAAAUGGUGACCAAUUAUAAGAGCUAAUAAAUGCCACCUCAGGAAUUAACUGGUUUUUGGAAUACUCCCCUCCCCCACCCUCCAGAAAAGUACAUGCAGUUCUGUAUACUUUACAGCUAAACAUACAUUGUUUAUAACAAUAGAUUACUUAAGUGAUUGUACAAAUUUUGUUCCCAUAUACCUUGUUGGUGUGUUAAUAUUUUGGCCCACAUCAUGAUGCCUGUAAUGUGCAGCUGUGUGUAGGCAUUUGCCUAUGGAAAAAGAAGAAGAAAAUCCUUCAUAAUUAGUGAUAUAAACGAUGUAAAACCACUAGUACUUGGUACAUUUUAAUAUUUGUUAUUUUGUACUGAAUUAAUCAUAGCAGUUGGUUGUGCAAUGUUAUUUAAUGUCGUAAUUACUGUAAUUUCAAUGAUGGGCCCCAUCUGCACACUCCUGUGAAGAUUAGAAGUCAUUCAAAAUUGUCACUUUAUAUAUAUCUAUAUAUCUAUAUAUUUAAAAAAGCAAAACAAAAAAAAGCUGUGGUAAACUCUGUAACCCGAAGUUAGAAGGCUGUAAGUGUAGCUAAGUGUGCCAUUGGAGAAUGGCUUUCUGACAGAUGGACAUGACAUACUGUACUGUACUGUGAUGUAGCGCUCUCUUCUGUAACAGUUCUGUUCUGAAAUGAACGUGUAUUGUUGCCUUACAAAAAGGACGGUGUUUUGGCAAGAAAGAACUGUACCCCUUUUAUCUGGUGUUCCUUUAAAAAAAAUUUUUUUUUUACGCAAGUCAUCCUAAUUCACAAUCACUGGUGCACUCUAUUAAAAACUUACUUGAACGGUU